This is a messenger RNA of Botrytis byssoidea, 1469 nucleotides long. RefSeq lists its product as uncharacterized. Gene Ontology annotation, molecular function: oxidoreductase activity, acting on the CH-CH group of donors, NAD or NADP as acceptor. Lineage: Eukaryota; Fungi; Ascomycota; Leotiomycetes; Helotiales; Sclerotiniaceae. The record is from RefSeq and is a predicted model, not a curated record. The coding region runs from base 334 to 1416 and encodes 360 amino acids. The transcript is spliced from 4 exons.
GGAAGACAUACGCAAGUUUGGAAAAAGCGCCUUGAGACUUUUGUGGAUUUGAGUGAAUAUUGCAGCGCGAUUGCUUCGGAGAAAUCUAUUGAUACAGGAGAAGAGGCAUCGAAUUACGACGUGAGACAGUACCUGGAUGACCUUGGUUGCGGUGUAGUGUUUAUUAUAGAUUUUUGAUUGCAUUGGAUCGGUCCGCAUUGCAGUAAGCCCACAUCACGUCAAGCGUUUGAUCUAGAAACGGAAAGAGAUACAAAUCUGUUCGGAAGCCUAUCUCGGACGAAAAAGCAACGAUUCGCGCAUAUAUAAGAGACUGACUGCAGACGGAAUAUCAAAAUGGACGGUCAAAAGAUCAAACGUUCAAAGAACAUAAUGGCUCAAUCAACAUAUCAAUCGGUGGUUUUAGCAAAGCGUCCUACUGGACAAAUUGUUCCAGGAGAGACUUUCGAGAAGAAGGAGAAUCCAAUGGUAACGGAGGCAGAUCUCAAAGAUGAUCAAGUCUUGGUUGAAGUGUUAUAUCUUUCAUUGGACCCGGCCAUGAGAGGUUGGUUGAAUGACAGAAGAUCAUACGUUCCACCUGUACAAAUUGGUGAGGUUAUGCGUGGUGUUUCCAUUGGAAAGGUCAUCGCCAGCAAAUCAUCAAAAUUCAAUGUCGGUGACUACGCAUCCGGCAUUACAGGAUGGAAAGAAAUAGCUAUCAUGGCUUCCAAAGACCUCACACCUAUUGAUCUUCCACCCAACGGCAAGCUCACCGAUGCCCUUGGUGUUCUUGGAAUGACUGGUCUUACCGCCUACUUCGGAAUUCUGGAAGUUGGAAAAAUCAAGGCUGGAGAUUUCGUUGUAGUAUCUGGUGCCGCUGGUGCUACUGGAAGUGUUGUUUGUCAAAUUGCUAAGCUUAAGGGAGCCAAGGUUUUGGGUCUUGCUGGAAGUGAUGACAAAGUACAAUGGUUGAAGGAAUUGGGUUGUGAUGAUGCUUUGAACUACAAGGAUAAGGAUUUCCCAUCUAAGUUCAAGGCUGCUACACCAAACUUCAUCGAUGUAUUCUUUGACAAUGUCGGAGGAGAGAUUUUGGAACUUGCUCUCAGCAGAGCGAAGCCAUUCUCAACUUUCGUUAUGUGUGGUGCUAUCAGUCAAUAUAACUCGGAUACUCCAGUUGGACCAAAGAACUUCUCAAUGAUCAUCGCAAUGAGAAUUCGUCUUCAAGGUUUCAUCGUCUUCGAUUACGCAUCCAAGUACGCUGAAGCCCGUAAAGAGAUGUCUCAAUGGUUGGCAGAGGGCAAACUCCAAAGAAAGGAGACUAUUAUCAAGGGUGGACUUGGUGUUGCCGAAAAAGCUUUAAUGGAAUUGUAUCAAGGUGUUAAUACUGGUAAAUUAUUGGUCGAGAUUAAGGAAGAUAGUUCUGUUGGUUCCCGUUUGUAAGAGAUACCUAGAUAGAUUAAUGCAUGAAUGAUGAAGCAUACACACUAUAUAUC